AAGUUGAACCUUUAUACUUUGGAGCCGAUGGCUCUGGCAACAGUCUUUUUUUUGCUGUUCUUUUUGCAUUAGAGACGCCUGAUGCUUUAUAUGUUACUGACAAAUAUGAAGUUUCCUAUGUGACUUUUUGCCCAAGUGAAGAACAAUCAAGCAAUGAACUUGUACCUUCGUUGGUCGCGAGACUUAAAGACAUGCUCGGAGAUGCAUAUAUUUUAGAAAGAAAAUCCACAAAUUAUCUCAUGUGGGAUUUAUUGGAGUAUUGUGACCUUGAAAAUGAAUUCGAUAAAAGUAAUUCACUUCUUCACCAAUUGGACAAAGCUUGUUGGGGUUGCUAUAAUAAAUACACCACAUCAUCUUCAAUUGCCGAGCUAUCAGAUAAUAGUGAAUAUACCACAGAAGGUUUAACUGAGUUUUCUUUAAUUAGCAUUAUCAUGAAAUGGAAAAAUGUGCUUUACAGGAAUCGUUCUUUAAAUGCCCUUCGGUUGCUCGUGCAAAAAGAACAGCAAAAAAAAGACUGUUGCCAGAGCCAUCGGCUCCAAA
Racocetra persica is the source of this 540-nucleotide messenger RNA. NCBI's taxonomy places the organism in Eukaryota, Fungi, Glomeromycota, Glomeromycetes, Diversisporales, Gigasporaceae. The record is from the annotation of a GenBank genome assembly.